Molecule: messenger RNA, 4877 nt
Organism: Fundulus heteroclitus (mummichog)
Lineage: Eukaryota; Metazoa; Chordata; Actinopteri; Cyprinodontiformes; Fundulidae
Gene: rtn4rl1a
Product: reticulon-4 receptor-like 1
Exons: 3
Coding region: 680-2047 (455 amino acids)
Cellular component (GO): plasma membrane
Molecular function (GO): protein binding
Source: RefSeq, a predicted model, not a curated record
ACAGCGGGAAGAGGAGAGAGAUGCUCAGCCACAUCUCGCAGCGGGAGGGGAGGGGGCUGAAGCCUCGGAGCUCUCCAGUAACAGAGACAGUAGACGGCACUGACUCACGCAGCACACACUGUGGACUCUUCCAGACCUGCAGCUGAAUACCCCAGCGAGAGGACGAGGAUGAUGAACGCAUAAAAAGAACUUUCUUCACGUUUUUUCUUUCCUUUGGAGGAGGGGAUAUUCUCUUUUAAAUCUAUCCCGGACAGCAGCCUUUUAACUCCGAGCUCCAAAUAAAGUCAAAGUGUGUUUUAGUAAUUCAUAAACACCAGAUGGCGAUGAGUUGAAAUAUGAUUAGAGAGAGUGUUGGGACGGGAGCAGGUGUUUUUUUCUCUCUCUCUUUCUCUCCUUCCCACGUUUACUCCUAAAAUCUGUAAAGGAUCUUUUUUCUUCUGUGUGAGCGUUUGUCCUAAUUAUUAUUUUUUUUGACAAAUUGAAUUCCAUCAACCGAGCCUCGGUUCUUCUCCUCCUCUUCUUCUCCUUAUUUUUCUACCACAACCAAAUCGCAUCCACCUGCUAAAAGCCAGCCACCGAGGGUACAAGAGUACAGCCUGCCUGCGAGCGGUCAAAGGAGAUCAAAACAAUCUGCUGAAGGAUGCUACUUCAAUAGACGGUCCUAACAGCCGCUGCCAAAAUGUUCAGGCGAGGUUAUGGCGGGGUGGAGUUGCUGCUGGUGCUGUGGGGCCUGGAUCUCUCUGCGCCCUGCCCCCGUGACUGCAUCUGCUACACUUCACCUAGCACCGUUUCUUGUCAGGCCCACAACUUCCAUGCCGUGCCCGAGGGCAUCCCCGCCAUGAGCGAGCGCGUCUUCUUGCAGAACAACAAGAUCCAGCGGCUGCUCCGGGGCCACUUCUCCCCCACCACCACCAUGCUGUGGCUUUACUCAAACAACAUCUCCUACAUACAGCCGUCCACGUUCCACGGCUUCGACCGGCUGGAGGAGCUCGACCUGGGGGACAAUCGUCACCUGAAGGCCGUCGCCUCAGACACCUUCAUGGGCCUAGGUCGCCUACACGCCCUGCAUCUGUACCACUGUGGUCUGAUCAGCCUGCCUCCAGGGAUCUUUGCUGGCCUGCAUAAUCUCCAGUAUCUCUACCUACAGGAUAACCAAUUAGAGUUCCUAGAAGAUGAUUUAUUCAUCGACCUCCUGAAUCUAAGUCAUCUCUUCCUGCAUGGAAACCGACUUUGGAGUCUUCGCCAGAACACUUUCCGAGGACUGGGGGUCUUAGACCGACUCCUUCUGCACCAGAACCGAAUCCAGUGGGUUGAUCGGCAGGCUUUCCAUGACCUUCGCCGCCUCACCACCCUUUACCUGUUUAAUAACUCCAUCACCGAGCUGUCCGGUGCCACGCUGAUGCAGCUGCCGGCACUAGAGUACCUGCGUCUGAACGACAACCCCUGGGAAUGCGACUGCAAGGCCCUAUCACUCUGGGACUGGCUGCGGCGGUUUCGGGGCUCCACCUCCACACUGAUCUGCAUUUCACCACCAGAGCUGGCAGGAAAAGACAUGAAGACCGUAAAGAAGGAAGAACUACCCAGCUGCUUGUCAAAUGAGGGCCACGGAAGAGGUACCUCAGGAGGGGAGAUGGAGCACGGUGACUCUUUAAACCACCUGAACCGCCACAGAAACCAUCACAACCAUCACCAGCGGCCAUAUCUGCCGCACGGGGACCAGUACAGUUUGCCUUCACCGCCACCCCUGCCACGACCGCCAAAGGGAAGCCGCAAAAACUGCACCCGCCGAGGCCGCAAGGCAAAAGGGGGGCUCAAUGAGGUGCAGGUACUUCAGGAAGGGGGUGAGAAGGACUACUCUCCAGACGAAGUUAAAUACGACAUGUCUGCAUCCUCGAGAAGGAGGAACAAAUGCAUCCCCAGAACUUCUGUUGGUCCACCAAGUGGAGUCCAAAGAGCUAAUAAUAACAGAGGGUCCACCUCAUCAGUAUAUAUUCCCUGUUUGUCAUCAGCUCUUCUUCUGUCAAUCUAUUUUGUGAUCCUACGCUGAAACAGGAACAGACACUGACUUGCUUAUGAUGCAACCUUAUGAUUAAUUCUUAAAAAAAAAAAUUAAAAAAACACCAUGUCCUGGCUAUUUAAGGAGAAAUGUAUGGAUGACCAAGUGCGUACUUGACACUGUACUGAGAGUAUUCCUGUGGUAAAAAUGCAGGUAUCCUCAUAGGUGAAAGGAUUCAAGUCAGGGAGAACAAUUCAACCCACUGUUUUGAUGAUGUCAGCAUAGAAACAACAGGGAAACUUCUUUCUCUUUGGCAUCAGACACCUCAUCAAAUUCAUGUACUCAUGAAAACUGUACAGCCUCAUGAAAUAAUGAGCCAAUUAUUCAUUCAAAUAACAGUGAGAGAGCACAGCAAGUAUCAAAACAGUUAACCCUCUUGACUCAAUAGUGCUCUCACAGCACAGCCUGGAUCUGUCACUCACGCUAGGACAAAGGCAGUCAUUUAAAGCUGUCUUUUUGCUCACUCAACGGCACCUUAAGAUCAAGAAACAAAGUACUGCUGACACUGGUGGCAGGAAAAUGAGUCAUUGUGAAGAGUUUCAGUGGUAAUAGCUGUAAUCACUAUCAAUCCGCCAGCAAAUUGGUUCUGCUCCCAUGUUUCACGGCAGUUUUAAUGCACAUCUGUACACUUUGGCAUCUAAAUAAUACAGCUGAAAUUGUCAUACAACAAUAUAACUGUCAAUUCGUCAAACCGGUCCAGUUGAAAGCUAUCAUUUGUCCUCGGCUUUGCAUACCAAGCUAAAAGCCACGCUAAGCCAACAAAUCGUUCUAAAAGCCAACUGGUCCCAUUCAGUGUCCUAGAGUGAGUGAAUAUUUCUGAUAAACCGUUGCAUGACUGUGGCUGUAUAGUGGAGACAGAAAAAAAAAUACUCUAAAGCCAUGCGGGUAGAACAAAGCUAGAUAACAAGAGUGCAAUGGGAGCCGGUUAUAUGUGAGAACAACAUCUGGAGGCAGGAGAAAAUUGUAUUCACUCCCCUACUUCUCUUCCUUGAGCACCUGUCUGUAGGCCAAGAAAAAGAUGAGGACUUAGCCGAAGUCAUUUCAUUUCUGAUUCACCGAAACUGAUGUGCACUUCUCUCUGCAAUGCUGUGGAGGCCUGUGUAUUGUUUCAAAGCACCAUUCAGUCCAAACAGUCACAAGCAAACAGAUUCUGGGUCACAGGUCUGAUCAGCCUCUGUUGAGGGAAAGGUUAGGUCAGAGUCCGAGAAGAAUGAAAAAGCUUUUGGACUUCGCAUCUCUGGCGUGUUAACAAGGACUUGUUGAUCUGCAAGCCUGUUUGAAAAGUUGGAUUUUUAUUGCUGCUAUGUCUUAAGAGAGAACAUCUCUACGACCCUUUUGGAGGCUAUGGGAUCUUCUUCAAGAAUCAUCGAUGACAGAAAGGACUGUGGGACACAGCACCCUCUUUGAAAACAGGGCUGUUCAAGCAUGGUCUUUUCCCUGAAGAAAAAAAUAAAAUAGAUCCACCACCUUCACAAGCUCACUGCAAUCCUCUAACUCAAGUUAGUCCAGGUUGAGCCGCGGACCAGAUCACUCGCUUUUUUCCUUUAGAUAUUCUGUUUUACUAUGUAAAGCACCUAAAGUCUCAAGUGCUUAAUUGCAAUGGAUAGAAACUAAUUGGUAAAGCAAAAAUAUUUUAUCAUUUUCUACAGCACAAUGAAGAAAUGUCAUCUUUAUUUGAACAAGGUCCUCCUCAUAAGUAGAGAUGCACCAAAAGAAAUUGACUGGAGACAGUGGGUGGCCGGUUUUCAACUCAAAGCGGCUAAAAAAAAAAAUGUGAUUGCUCUCUGAUCUGUGAAUAAGCACUGCUGGGUCGUGCUGCCGAGAACAGGCAAGAGAGUGGAUGUUGGUACUGAGUGAAGAAGACUCAAAGUUAGCUGUCUAUCAGGAUCAGGUUUGAAAAUGAGAGAGUCAACACAGAGUUGUAAGAAGCUUAAAAACAAACAGUACUUUUUUUUAAAAAUGUGAUAAACAAGUUGUUCACUUUUCUACAGACUCACUUUGAUAUGAUAUCUGUCUACUCUAAUUAGCGCAGUAAUUACUCAUAACUUCACAGGCUCCCAUCUCAACAAUAUUCUAACUAUCCCUGUUAGGUAAGAAUCCAAAUUCUCUUGGCUGUACACACAGAGACUGCUAUUUUUAUAAGACUAGUCAUGCUAACCAUACUAAUUGAUAACAUACAAUAUUAAACAGUUGUAAAUGUGAACUCUGUUAUAAUGUUGUCUUUGCUUUAAAAAUAGCUGCAAAACCUUUUUAAAAAUCUCUGUCACAAACACAGCGGGACAUUCCUUCUCAAUUGUAAAUCAUUUUCGACGACCACAAGGCAGGAAGGCUAGAUGAAUGCUCUCAAUGCUAUUCUCUUCUUAGAAAUGAAGAUACGUUUAAAGCUUUACAAAAACGGAGAUCAGAUUGGCCACAAAGUUCUGGUAUGUGCAUCUCUACAUAUGAGCAAACAAUGGCUAAGCUAAAACAAAAUAUUACAAUCAUGACAGGCUAUUAAGUAAAAAAAAAAGCACAAAAAAAUAUUGGUGCAGUUUGCCGACUACCUAAAACAAAUUGGUUCGUAGGGGAAUCCAAGGGCAGGGGCCAUAUAUUUAACCCGCUUCUGUGUGUUUCCAGCUGAGCCUCACCUUUUUCGUGUCUAUCCAUCUCGACGUCAAGAACAAUAUAGUGUCCCUGCCCUAACAAAUAGGAUCAUAGGUUCCUAAUACCAGUGAACUUUGUUUGUGCUGCUGUAAACCAAGAGGUGAUGUAAAUUGUGUCAGUUUAUUCUUGUGAGAAUGACUUUUGUAACAAAACAAAAAUGAUAAGAAAAAAAAAAGAA